UUGAUUCAGUGAGCUGUGCCUCUCCCAGGAGCACGUCAACGCAUUGUUGCCGAUGAUCCAAGCGAAAAGUCCAUUGUUGUUGCGAAGUUUUUAAUCUGAGGAUUUAAAGCACAUCACAUGCUCGGACCGGGCAGCGGGGCACACUCCACAACAACAGGAAAAACUAGGCUGCUGCAAAUAUCCACGUUGGGGAGGAAAACGAUUCAUCCCGAACGGAGCGACCCAAACAUUUCUAGGAUCGCCGGAGAAGAGGCUUAAAAAAAAGUGCAACUAUAGAAGGAACUUUUCUGCGUAGCCUACUCUGGUUAAACGUGACGGUCGGACAUCUGGGACAAACAUGACGCUGAAGUACAGCCAGAGGUCUCUCAUAGUGCUGUCUUUACUAGGGAUUUUAUCGGCCAUUAUGUCCGUUUUAUCGGUCAUUUUAAUUUUCCAGCUCCAGUCUCAACAGAUGGCAACAAAGGAGUCUCCCCCGUCCACCUCCGCGGUCAUACCAGCUCAGGUCUGGGCCGUCCUGCUGCCCGUCUCCGCGGUGCUCUCUGCUCUGUCCCUCACCCUGAACCUCAGCUCUGUGGUGGUGUGUUUGCUGCACGGCUAUGUCUCAACAGAGGUCUGCAGAGGAGAGCACGAAACGGAAAGAGCAGACUGGUUCCUUUUGGAUAGCAGAUCUAUACGACAUGUGGCUAUAGGACUGUUCUGCCUGGGAGUUUCUGUCUACUUGGCUGCUAUGUCCAUCUUUAUGCUCCUGGUAUUUGAGGUGGAGACCGGCAUGGCAAGUGCUUGUGUACUCUCUUUUGGGAUUCUAAUCCUUCUGUUCGUAGUGACCCACUCUCUGGUCAAAGCUUCCUGCGGUGCAAAGCAAUACAAGAGAGAACACCUCGGCACUCAUUACGAGAACGACCAUGGGAAUAGCCCUAAACCUCUCUCCCGGCCCUGCGAGCUCAAGAUCGGCGUGGACAAACCGCGAAUACACCGGAGCGAAUCUCACCUCCAGCAUCCAAUGACCUACCCUCAAUAUAGUAACCCGAGACAGCGAGAAAAAUACCAGCAACCGCAGUACUCUCCAGACAGAGGUUCCCAGGGCCUCACCAGCGAUAAAGAAGGAUACAGCAGUGGAGGCGGUGGUCCCAGAAUGCAUAGGACCAUAUCUACUGAAUCUGGUUUACUGCAGGCCCAGGCUAAACCUUGGAAUGGGGUCAACAGUGAGAUGAGGAGUGUCCUCGCCCGCAAAUCGGGGAUAACAGCAAAAGACUCCACUCUCGUGUGACACGAGAGAAGCAGAGCAUGUGGCUACAGAACCUGAGAGACAGGCUGCUAUCACAAGUGUCAUCUCAAACAGAUGUAGAACUAUAACUUGCUUCCUUAUUACCCUCAGCAAGUAUAUCCUGACUGCUUGCAGUCAACAUAGAUAGAAAUUGAAACACACCCAAUUUUGGAUUUACUUUUCAAAUGAUGAUAAUGAUGUAUAAAUGAAACUUGAUUUUAAUUUCAUUGUAAACACAAAUUCUGACCAAGUAUCACUCCCCCAAAUGUAUAGCUUUCAUUGUAAUAAUGUAAAUACGUUACUCUGCUGUUUUUUGCCAAAUAUUUGAGCACAGUGUGCACAUUUGUUUUGUUGUUUGUAUAUUUCAAAUCAACCUGAAAUCAAUUUUAGAACAGAUAAUUCAGAUUUAAAGUAGGAUAUUUUAUACCUCAAUAAGACAAUAACAUAAUAUAAAAAAAUAUAUAUUUUACUUCAAAUGUCAUUUAGUUGUACAUUUCGACAACUGAAGAAAAGAAAAAGAC
Molecule: messenger RNA, 1785 nt
Organism: Labrus mixtus (cuckoo wrasse)
Lineage: Eukaryota; Metazoa; Chordata; Actinopteri; Labriformes; Labridae
Gene: tmem221
Product: transmembrane protein 221
Exons: 3
Coding region: 338-1267 (309 amino acids)
Source: RefSeq, a predicted model, not a curated record